ACGACGCCGUAUCACUAAACCAUUUUGAAACCCUUGUCGCUCUCCUCAGCCCCCUUACUGCAAGCAUCUACCUCCAAAUCUUUUCUUCAAUGGCGGCCUCGAGAGUGCUCUCCAGAUUAUCUUCUCGGUUACAGCCUGUAGCUCUCAAGAUCAACAAGUCGGCUUCUUUGUCGCAUGAUGCAUCGUUCCUCAAGCCAGCCUCCCAAUCAUCUGUCAAACGCUUCUCCCGAAUCUCCAGGUUACCCGUGGAAUUGAGUGGAGUGGAGACGAUGAUGCCACUGUACAGUGCCAUAGCUUCAGCUCGGCUGAAGUCCAGCUUGUCCAUUGAGUCGCAUAGCUGGAGUUUAGUUCCUCAAGGGAAUUCACUGCCUUUAUGAUGGCACCUUUUGAGUCAAGUCCUGACUAGGCAGGCGGUUUCUUUCUUAGAAGGGAUGUAGGCUACGGAUUCUUGAUAUCUGAAUUUAGACCAAAAACAUUUCUUUGGUCACCUUAAUAACUUUUUCCUACAUCAUUAUUAGUGACUGAUUUCCCAGUUCCUGGCAAGCAUUUUGGUUUGCUGAGUUGUAUACUAAUCUGUAUUUUGCUCUGUCCAAGAGGUUGAUUUAUUCAUACUCAAAGGGUGAAUUUUGGUGAGUAAUGCUGUGCUAUUAUAAAUACCUCAUCAUUUGCUGCUUCAA
Messenger RNA from Ipomoea triloba (trilobed morning glory), 677 nucleotides. RefSeq lists its product as uncharacterized. The record is from RefSeq and is a predicted model, not a curated record. The transcript has 3 exons. Gene Ontology annotation, cellular component: mitochondrion. Bases 90 to 377 code for a protein of 95 amino acids. NCBI's taxonomy places the organism in Eukaryota, Viridiplantae, Streptophyta, Magnoliopsida, Solanales, Convolvulaceae.